AUGGGAAAGAAGCGCACUGCUUCCGAGUCGCGCCACGGCGCCGAAAAGCCCUUCCAGAAGCACGACAAGGCCCACAAUCGCUCCAAGGAAAACCGCCAUGGUGCCCGCGAUCCCAAGCCUGCGCCGGCCGGCAAAAAGAGCUCUCUGACGUUCGAGCCUCGUCCCGACUGGCAUGCCGCUGAGCUUCCUCCCAUCUCUAUCCCCGACGACUUCAACCCUCCGCCGCGCUACGUUCUCGACGGUGUCCAACAAUAUGCCGUCUCCCUGCUCGAGUCCGAGAACAAAACAUACGCCGACAGCAACAUGUCGGCCGACUCGUCUCACAAGUUCUUGAACACCAUCAUGGCCUCGGGUACUCUGGAGGACAAGGUUUCGGCUUUGACCCUGCUGAUUCAGGAAUCACCGCUGCACACCAUGAAGGCUUUUGAGAACCUGCUAGGACUGGGCAAAAAGAAGAGCAGGAACCAGGCACUCCUCGCGUUAGGUGCUCUCAAGGAUCUGCUGGGCCAGGGCGUGGUACUGCCGCCUGAUAGGAAAUUGCGCUCCUUCAUCAAGCAACCUGCCGUACUCGCUGCAUUCUCCGGACCCAACGCAAAUUGGGAGGAGGGCCAGCGCCUGCCCCCUGGUAUCGAGAACGUCCACUUGAUCUCCUGGGCAUACGAAGAUUGGUUGAAGCGCACCUACUUUGAGAUGCUAAGGAUUCUCGAGGGCUGGUGCAACGACGAAGUCGAGUACUCGAGGAGCCGUGCCAUCACCUUCGUCUACGAGUUGCUGAAGGAGAAGCCUGAACAGGAGGAAAACUUGCUGAGGCUGCUGAUCAACAAGCUGGGAGACAACGAGAAGAAAAUCUCCUCUCGUGCCUCGUACCUCCUUCUUCAACUUCAGAAUUCGCACCCGGUCAUGAAGGGUAUCAUCAUCAACGCCAUCGAAUCCGAAUGCCUCUUCCGCCCCAACCAAAGCCCUCACGCCAAAUACUACGCCAUCAUCACCCUGAAUCAGACCAUCUUGAGCGCAAAGGACCCAGAUGUGGCGAGCAAGCUGCUGGAGAUCUACUUCGCGCUGUUUUUGAGCUUAUUGAAGCAUGGACAGAAGUCGGAAGUGAAAGAGAACAAGCUUCAGGGAGGCGGCGGCCAGGCCGGCAAGAAGGCGAAACAGAAAGCUAAGGCGAAAGAGAAGGAGCAAGAAAAGGUUAUAAAUGCUGAGUCGGAGCUGAAUGAAAAGCUCAUUGCCGGUGUCUUGACUGGUGUAAACCGCGCCUUCCCCUACGCCAAAACCGACGAUGUCGCUUUCGAAAAGCAGCUCGACACCAUCUUCCGCGUCACCCACUCCUCAAAUUUCAACACCGCCAUUCAGGCCUUGUUGCUGAUCCAGCAAAUCUCAGCAGCGAAGCACUAUUCGACCGACAGGUUCUACCGGACACUAUACGAAUCAGUGCUGGAUCCCCGCCUCCUGCACUCUUCGAAACAAGUCAUGUACCUGAACCUCCUGUACAGAUCACUGAAGGCCGACGUCAGCAUCAAGCGCGUCAAGGCUUUCGUCAAGCGUCUGCUGCAGGUCAUCACCCUUCACGAGCCGCCCUUCGUCUGCGGUGUGCUCUACCUCAUCUACGAGCUCACCAAGACCUUCCCCAGCAUCAAAACCAUGCUCGAGACGCCCGAACUCGACGACGAAGACGAAGAAGAGCACUUUGUCGACGCGCCCGAAGAAGGCGGCGCCGCCGACGACUCGACCACCACCGCAUUCGCAACCAAACCCUCGCCCUCAUCCACGGGCCCCCACUACGACGGCCGCAAGCGCGACCCCGACCACGCCCACGCCGACCUCAGCUGCCUCUGGGACCUCACCCCGCUGCGCCUGCACUUCCACCCCAGCGUCUCGCUCUUCGCGUCGCGCCUGCUCUACCACAGCAGCAGCAGCAGCGGCGCCGGCGACGACUACAUGCCGCCCAAGCCGGACCCGACGCUGCACUCGCUCGCCCACUUCCUCGACCGCUUCGCGUACCGCAACGCGCGCCAGCAGAAUCAGCAAAAGGGCGAGCACGGCGUCUCCAUCAUGCAGCCCAUGGCGGGCAGCGCCGCAAAGGCGGCCGACCUGCUCGUGCGCGCGGGCGGCGACGCGGCCAGGGCGGAGGCCCCGCUCAACUCGGAGGCGUUUUGGCGCAAGCGCGUCGAGGACGUGCCGGCGGACGAGGUGUUUUUCCAUCGGUACUUUGAGAAGAGCGGGGCGCGGUCGAAGAAGGGGAAGGGGGGGAAGAAUAAGCAGGCGGUGGAGAAGGAUGGCGAUGGUAGUGAUGGCGAGGAUGCGGAGGAGCAGGAGAUUUGGAAGGCGUUGGUGGGGAGUCGGCCGGAUGUGGCGGGGCCGGAGGACGAGGACGAUGAGGAUUUGGAGGAGUUGGGGGAGUUGAUGGGGAUGGGGGAGAGUGAUGAUGAGGAGGAGGAGGAGGAUGAGGAUGAGGAUGAGAGCGAUGGUGAUGGUGACGUCGUCAUUGCAGAUGGGCCAGAUGAGGAAGAAGACGAAGACGACGAGGAGAUGGUGGAUGCGCAGGUGGUGGAGGAGCCGAGGACGAAGAAGGACGAGAAGAAACCCAAGGCCGCCGCCAAGGACGAGGCCGAGGACAAUGAGGGCAGCGACGUCGGCGGCUUCGAUUUCGACGAUGGAGACGAGGGCGCGUUCGUUGGCAGCGACGAGGAGCUGGAGCUGCCGAGCGAUUUCGACUGGGAGGAUGAGGAGGACGAGGAGGAGGAAGUGCGGGAGGAGAAGCCGAAGAAGGGCAAGAAGGGCAAGAAGGGUAGCGAGAAGAAGGCUGCUGCUGCUGCUGCUGCUGCUGCCCCGGCGGCGGAAGAGGCCGGCGACGAAGGGGAUAAGGAUAAGAGAGGGAAGAAGCGGAGGAAGCUCAAGCACUUGCCGACUUUCGCGAGCGCGGAGGAUUAUGCGAAGUUGCUGGGUGAUGAUAGCGACGGGUAUUAG
Diplodia corticola is the source of this 2967-nucleotide messenger RNA. RefSeq names its product ccaat-box-binding transcription factor. Gene Ontology annotation, cellular component: nucleus. Bases 1 to 2967 code for a protein of 988 amino acids. The transcript is spliced from 2 exons. Lineage: Eukaryota; Fungi; Ascomycota; Dothideomycetes; Botryosphaeriales; Botryosphaeriaceae. The record is from RefSeq and is a predicted model, not a curated record.